Messenger RNA from Centrocercus urophasianus (Greater sage-grouse), 6522 nucleotides. It is a transcript of the gene LCT, whose product is annotated as lactase. Lineage: Eukaryota; Metazoa; Chordata; Aves; Galliformes; Phasianidae. The transcript is spliced from 17 exons. Gene Ontology annotation, molecular function: beta-glucosidase activity. Bases 23 to 5782 code for a protein of 1919 amino acids. The record is from RefSeq and is a predicted model, not a curated record. Gene Ontology annotation, biological process: carbohydrate metabolic process.
UGUUUGUGAGCCAGGUCCAGAAAUGGAGCUCAUUUGUAAGACAGUUGUCUUGUUCUUGUUAGUCUCUACUAGCUUUGGGAGAGAUGGGGAAUCAGCUCAGAACUUUGUUGCCAUUGCUGGACCUCUGCCUACCACAUCAGCGCACAGAUUGCAUCUGCAGAGCCACGUUCUACCCAAAGAAGCUUUGGACCCUCCUGUGUCUGAAGCCCAUGAGGACUUCUGUCAGCAAGAUGCUGUGAUUUCCCAACUGCCCCAGUACUUCUCCCACCUCCGUGAGAUUGGGGUAACACAUUACAAAGUCUUCCUGCCGUGGGCGCGCAUCCUUCCUGACGGGGACGCCAAGAAGCCAGAUGAAGCUCAAGUGCGGUGCUACCAGGAGCUGCUCAAAAUGCUGGUUGCUGCAGACCUCAGGCCAGUGGUCGUUCUCCAUCACAAGGCUGCUCCUGAUAGUGUGGCUGCGGGCAGGAAGGCGAGCUCUUUUGCUGACCUUUUUGUGGACUAUGCAGAGCUCAGUUUCUAUGUUUUUGGAGGCCUGGCUGAUAUGUGGCUCACCUUCAGUGACCUGCCUGAGCUCCUGGGAAGCCUGCCUUACAGUGACCUCCAGGCCCGUGUCCAGGCCCUGGCUGCUGCUCAUGAAAGAGCUUACAGAGUUUACCAUGAGAAAUACUCUGUGUCAGGUGGAAAGCUGUCCAUCGCUUUAGGAAUGGAUCUUACCUUGGAUAGGACUUCAUCUGAGCUGCUUUCAGUUUCUCUUCAGGAUUCAGUGGACUUCCUGUCUCUUCGCCUUCAGUACAGGUGUGGAAAUGUAACAGAUUUCCACCUGAAAAUGAGUGAAUUCCAGAAAGUCUGGAAGGACAUAGAAGUAUUGCUUUUUAGUCUGAAUUUCCUUGAUUGCGAUUCCUUGGAAGAGAAUCCAUUCGUACCAGUAGCUGCCAUUGUCACUGCUAUUAAUAAAGAAAAGGCACGUACAAUUGGAUAUGAUGUGAAUGAAUUCUUGGACUUCUCAUCUCAUGCUUUAAGCAAAACAUAUACUCUACAAGAGAAUCCAAUUGCUGCCCCUCGCUCCUCCUAUCAAACAAUUUGGGAAAUGUUUGCGAACCAGUCCGAAUUGGAGAGGGAUACUUUCCUGCAAGAUGUUUUCCCAAGUGGUUUCCUCUGGGGCACGUCAACAGGUGCCUUUAAUAUUGAAGGAGCCUGGGCAGAGGAUGGGAAAGGAGAGAGCAUCUGGGAUCGGUUUGGGCACGAAGGUCAUGUCUACAUGAACCAAACAACAGAUGUGGCGUGUGACAGCUACCACAAAACUAGCUAUGAUGUUUAUUUGCUUAGAGGUCUUCAUCCCCAGCUGUACAAGUUUUCUAUAGCCUGGCCUAGAAUUUUCCCUGCUGGCACCAAUGAAACCAUCAGCAUCAAGGGUGUGGAUUAUUACAACCAAUUAAUUGACAGGUUGCUAGAGGCUAACAUUGAGCCCAUGGUGACUCUUUUCCACUGGGAUCUCCCACAGGCUCUUCAGGUUCUUGGUGGCUGGCAGAAUGACAGUAUCAUAGAUGCUUUUGCAAGCUAUGCAGACUUCUGCUUUGCCACUUUUGGGGAUCGGGUCAAGUUUUGGGUUACAUUCCACGAGCCUUGGGUUAUCAGCUAUGCUGGCUAUGGCACCGGAGAGCAUCCUCCAGGAAUCACCGAUCCAGGAAUAGCAUCUUACAAGGUGGCUCACACAAUUCUCAAGGCUCAUGCUAAGGUCUGGCACCUGUAUAAUGACAGGUACCGUUCUCAGCAGCAGGGAAAGGUAGGGCUGGUGCUGAACUCGGAUUGGGCUGAACCCCAGACUCCAACCAACUCUGAGGAUGUGAAGGCAUCAGAGAGGUACCUGCAGUUCAUGCUUGGCUGGUUUGCUCACCCUGUAUUUGUUGACGGUGACUACCCAGAUGUCCUGAAGGCUCAGAUCCAGGAAGUAAACCAGCAGUGCUCCACAACAGUUGCGCAGCUGCCUGUGUUUACGGAGGAGGAGAAAACCUGGGUGAAAGGAACGGCAGACUUUUUUGGCCUUUCCCAUUACACUUCCCACCUGGUUAGUGCCGUGGCUAGUGGUACCUGCACACCUGGAUACGAAAGCGUUGGGAACUUCUCUUUGCACGUCGAUCCUUCGUGGCCAACGACUGCCUCUUCUUCAAUCCACGUGGUCCCGUGGGGAUUAAGAAGGCUGCUGAAGUUUGUGUCCCAGGAAUAUACAGGAGCCAAGGUCCCAAUUUACAUAGCAGGAAAUGGUAUGCCAACAGAAGCCACCGGGGAUCUUAUUAAUGACACUCUGCGAGUGGAUUAUUUCCGCCGAUACAUCAAUGAGGCUCUAAAAGCGGUAAAACUGGAUGCAGUUGAUGUUCAGUCAUACAUUGCUCGAUCCCUGGUUGAUGGCUUUGAAGGCCCAGAGGGCUACAGCCUAAAAUUUGGGCUACAUCAUGUGAAUUUUGAAGAUAGCAACAGACCAAGGACUCCCAGGGCAAGUGCUUAUUUCUAUUCCACUGUUAUUGAAAACAAUGGUUUCCCGUCCCAAGUCUCAGACAGAAGUUCUGCAUCGGUGGUAUUUGGCCCACCCACACCAUCAAAGUUGCCGAGUCUACCAGCAUCAGAAGUUCCCUCCAAGUCAAAGGUUGUCUGGGAGAAGUUUUCAUCCCAAACAGCCUUUGAAAGAGACAUGUACUUUUAUGGGACGUUCCCAGAGGACUUCACGUGGGGUGUGUCGUCUUCUGCAUACCAGAUUGAGGGAGGUUGGGAUGCGGAUGGCAAAGGACCCAGUGUUUGGGAUAACUUCACCCAUGUGCCAGGAAACAUAAAAAACAAUGACACUGGAGAUAUAGCUUGUAAUAGCUACAACAAGGUAGGGGAAGACAUUUACCUGCUGAGAGCCUUGGGGGUAAAGAACUAUUGUUUCUCUCUGUCCUGGCCUCGAAUCUUCCCCAACGGAAGGAACAAUUCAGUAAACAGCCAUGGUGUUGAUUACUAUAACCGUCUCAUUGAUGGGCUGGUCGCAAACAACAUCACUCCAAUCGUCACGCUGUACCACUGGGACCUGCCACAAGCUCUCCAGGACAUUGGUGGCUGGGAGAGCAGUGAGCUCAUUGAACUGUUUGACAGUUUUGCAGACUUCUGUUUCCAGACCUUUGGGGACAGGGUGAAGUUCUGGCUUACUUUCAACGAACCCCAAGUUAUUGCUUGGGUUAGCUAUGGGACGGGGGAAUUCCCACCCAAUGUCAAUAAUCCUGGUGAUGCUCCCUACGAAGUGGCACACACCUUACUGAAAGCCCACGCCAGAGUCUACCACACGUACGAUGACAAAUACAGAGCGAGUCAGGGAGGAAUCAUUUCUCUGUGUCUCAAUAUAGAUUGGAUUGAGCCAAAGACACCCAGCAACCCCAGGGACUUAGAAGCUGCAGACAGGUACAUGCAGUUUUUGGCGGGGUGGUUUGCACAUCCAGUUUUCAAAAAUGGGGACUACCCUGAGGUCAUGAAAUGGAAAGUUGGGAACAGGAGUGAGCUCCAAAACCUGCCAUCGUCCCGCCUACCAGUUUUCACAGCUGAAGAGCGUGAGUACAUCAGGGGCACAGCAGAUGUUUUCUGUUUCAACACCUACACUGCCAAACUUGUAACCCAUGCAACAACCCGCCUGAAUCCCUUCUCUUAUGAGUACGACCAGGAAAUAUCAACAGAUGUUGACAGCUCCUGGCCUACCUCAGCUCUUGAUGGCCAUCGGGCUGUGGCCUGGGGGCUGAGGAGGCUGCUGAACUGGAUCAAAGAAGAGUAUGGGAAUCCCCCAAUGUACAUCAUUGAGAACGGAGUGGGGCUAAAGACCGAAUCGGAUGUUGAUGACCAAACCAGGAUACUUUACUACAAAACAUACAUAGAUGAAGCUUUAAAAGCUUACAAACUGGACGGUGUUAAUCUGAGAGGAUACAAUGCGUGGUCUUUUAUGGAUUUCUUUGAAUGGUUGAAUGGUUAUGAGCCAAGAUUUGGAUUGCACGAGGUUGAUUUUGAUGAUCCCAACAGGCCAAGAACCCCAAGGCGCUCGGCUGUGUACUACGCAGAAAUCAUCCGCAACAAUGGUAUCCCAUUGCCAAAAGAAGAUGAAUUCUUAUAUGGAGAGUUUCCAAAGAACUUUUUCUGGGGUGUAGCAACAUCUGCAUAUCAGAUUGAGGGAGCAUGGAGAGCAGAUGGGAAAGGACUUAGCAUUUGGGACAAAUACUCUCACACUCCUUUGAAAAUCAGCAAUGGUGACAAUGGAGAUGUAGCUUGUGACAGCUACCACAAGAUUGAGGAGGACGUGGAAAUGCUGAAACGCCUCAAGGUGUCUCACUAUCGCUUUUCAAUCUCCUGGUCACGUGUUCUCCCAGAUGGGACCACCAGAUACGUCAAUGAAAUGGGAUUGAACUACUAUGAAAGGCUAAUUGAUGCUCUUCUGGCAGCCAAUAUUACGCCUCAGGUCACUCUCUAUCACUGGGACCUCCCGCAGGCACUGCAGGACAACGGUGGGUGGGAGAAUGAUACCAUAGUUCAGAGGUUUAAGGAAUAUGCUGAGCUCCUUUUCCAGAGAUUGGGAGACAAAGUGAAAUUUUGGAUAACCAUCAAUGAACCCUACAACGUUGCAUAUUUUGGCUAUGGCAUUGACACAGCUGCUCCAGGCAUCUCUGUUAGGCCUGGGCGAGCCCCCUAUGUGGUGGGGCACAACCUAAUCAAGGCCCAUGCAGAAGCCUGGCACCUCUACAAUGAGACUUACCGCGCGAAACAAGGAGGGCUGAUCUCUAUCACCAUCAACACUGACUGGGCUGAGCCAAGGAACCCCCACAAACAGGAGGAUUUUGAUGCUGCCAGACAAUACUUACAGUUCUACAUCGGUUGGUUUGCUCAUCCCAUUUUCAAAAACGGCGAUUACAAUGAAGUGAUGAAGACGAGGAUUCGGGAACGCAGCCUGGCCCAGGGUCUGAGCAGCUCCCGACUUCCAGAAUUUACAGAAAGUGAAAAGCAAAGAAUUAAAGGCACAUAUGACUACUUUGGUCUAAAUCAUUAUACUACAGUUUUAACAUACAAGUAUGAGUAUUCUACUGCUAUUCCAUCGUAUGAUUCUGACAGGGGUGUUGCUUCAGAAGCCGACCGCAGCUGGCUGAACUCUGGCUCCUCCUGGCUAAAGGUGGUGCCCUUUGGCUUCCGAAAGCUCCUGAGGUGGAUGAAGGAAGAGUACAACAACCCUCCUAUCUAUGUGACUGAAAAUGGGAUAUCAGAGAGAGGAGCCAUAGAUCUCAAUGACACUUGGCGAAUGCAUUACUAUCAGAACUACAUUAACGAAGCGCUGAAAGCUGUCGUGCUUGAUGGUGUUGACCUGCGUGGCUACACGGCAUGGUCACUGAUGGACAACUUUGAGUGGGCAGUAGGCUUUGAUGAAAGGUUUGGGUUCUACUAUGUGAAUCACACGGAUCCCACAUUGCCACGGCUCCCCAAGGCCUCUGCCAGGUACUACUCACAGAUCAUCAGCUGCAAUGGCUUUCCAGAUCCUGCAGCAGGCCCACAUCCCUGUCUGGAAACGGAGUCUGAAGUGAUACCAGACACCGCACCAGGACUGGCUGCCAGUGUGCACUUUCUGGGAUUAGAUUUAACAUCACACAGUGCAGAAACAGCACUGUAUGUGCUUUUUGCUCUUUCUGGAAUUGGAGCACUGGGCCUGGCACUUAUUUCAUACAAAUAUGGAACAUUAUCCAAAAGAUCUCAUAAACAAUCAUCCAUAGAACUUACUAAAAUGUAAAAUGUAAUUCAUUUGAAUAUGUGGAAGGGAUUGAAACAGUAUCUCUACUUGCUAAAAUGCUUUUUUUUUUCUUAACAAAGAAUGCCUACAGAACCGUACUCUGUAGUACUGAAAAAGAUACCUGGGGCUUAUACUGCUGCACCUCAGUAUCUUGCCUUGGAGGUGAUUUCCAAUCUUGCUGUUGGCUUAAAAUAUGAAGUAAAAAACACUAACUUUUUUUCCAGCUACUACUGAUAAUUUUUUUCAAGUCAAAAUUGACUGUUCCAAUUUGUGUAAGGAUUCUGAGCCUAAACCUUCAUCUGCCCUCCUUCAUGAUCUUCCCUUGGAUCCUUCUUGUCUUUCCAAGGGAUCUGAGAGCAUCCCACGAAGCUCUGCUGCUGCUUAAUCUUUCGAAGACAAGCUAGUGCCAACACUGGCACAAACAGGGAUAGCAGAAUGUACUGUUCUAUUGCAGCUACUGUGCAGGUUCCCCCCAUCAUUCCUUCAUUUCAUCGAUAGUAUUUUCUCAAUUUUAUCAUGAGUUAUUUUUUAACAAAAGCAAAAGCACUAAGCCUUUACAUUUGAACAGUGCAAUACUUACUGAAGUUCCUUUACAAAGAAGUCUGCAGCAGCACUGAACACCUGUAACUGUAAAAAAUAUAAAUGCUCAAUACCCGGGGAGGAAGACAAGUCAGCAUUCUUCAUAUGUGAAAGCCCUGUCCUCACCUUCAAAAUAAAAGUUUCCGCGCUCUUGUAUUGCA